Ochlerotatus camptorhynchus is the source of this 3783-nucleotide messenger RNA. RefSeq names its product catalytic subunit 3B of the oligosaccharyltransferase complex (gene Stt3B). Gene Ontology annotation, molecular function: dolichyl-diphosphooligosaccharide-protein glycotransferase activity. NCBI's taxonomy places the organism in Eukaryota, Metazoa, Arthropoda, Insecta, Diptera, Culicidae. The record is from RefSeq and is a predicted model, not a curated record. Gene Ontology annotation, biological process: post-translational protein modification. The transcript is spliced from 5 exons. Bases 302 to 2623 code for a protein of 773 amino acids. Gene Ontology annotation, cellular component: membrane.
CGACCAACACUCUUUUUUUUCCAUUCCAGAAGUGACUGCGGUGUUCGUCUCGCCGUUUCGAGACCGGACAGUGAAAAAAGUGCAAUUUUCGGGCAGGAAAAUGACCAUCUAAACUGGUCAUAAGUGGUAGGAGACUACAGUGAUUCGGUGUGACUGAAUUAAAGCGCUGCCGGAAGCGUAAGCCGGUUAUAUUUCCGUCGGAGAAAGGAAGGCGAUCGGGGGGAUAAAUUUUCUUCUGAUUGGGUUGGAAAAUCCGGAGGGGGUGCGUGGAAGGAGUAAGGAGAAAGUGUGAGGCGAAAGAAUGAAUCGUCCGGGGAAGAUAAACUAUCGUAAGACGGCCGGCUACUCGAGCCUGAUAACAUUCGCCGUGCUGCUGUUGGCUUGGCUAUGUGGAUUCUCGAGCCGGUUGUUUGCGGUGAUCCGAUUCGAGAGCAUUAUCCAUGAGUUCGAUCCUUGGUUCAACUACCGUGCCACGGCACAUAUGGUUGAGAAUGGGUUCUACAACUUCCUGAACUGGUUCGACGAGUCGGCAUGGUAUCCGCUGGGUCGUAUCGUCGGUGGAACCGUCUAUCCCGGAUUGAUGAUCACCUCCGGCGGUAUCCAUUGGCUGUUGCACAUGCUGAACAUUCCGGUUCAUAUUCGGGACAUUUGUGUCUUUUUGGCACCGAUCUUUAGCGGACUGACGGCCAUCUCGACGUAUCUUUUGACCAAGGAGCUGUGGUCAGCCGGUGCGGGUCUGUUUGCCGCUAGCUUUAUUGCCAUCGUUCCCGGAUACAUUAGUCGUUCGGUGGCCGGAUCUUAUGAUAACGAGGGCAUUGCUAUCUUUGCUCUUCAGUUCACCUACUACCUCUGGGUGAAGUCUGUCAAAACUGGAAGCGUUUACUGGGCCGCAUGUGCCGCGCUGUCCUAUUUCUACAUGGUUUCCGCCUGGGGAGGCUACGUGUUCAUUAUCAAUCUGAUUCCUCUGCACGUAUUUGUCCUGCUCAUCAUGGGACGCUAUUCGCCUCGACUGUUCACGUCGUACACAACAUUCUACAUUCUUGGCCUGAUCCUAUCGAUGCAAAUUCCAUUCGUUGGAUUCCAACCGAUUCGGACGAGCGAGCACAUGGCCGCAUCCGGUGUGUUCCUGUUACUUUUUGCAGUGGCAGCGCUGAAACAUCUGCAGACGGUACUGUCCAAGCAGGAAUUCAAAAAGCUCUUCAUCAUCGGAGGUCUGGCGGCGGCUGGAGUCGUUUUCGCCGGUGUCGUCAUGCUGACCAUGCUGGGAGUGAUUGCUCCCUGGAGCGGUCGUUUCUACUCGCUUUGGGAUACUGGCUACGCUAAGAUUCACAUUCCAAUCAUCGCAUCCGUAUCGGAGCAUCAACCGACGACGUGGUUCUCGUUCUUCUUCGAUCUGCACAUCCUGGUUUGUACGUUCCCGGUGGGUCUGUGGUACUGCAUCAAGAAGAUCAACGACGAACGGGUGUUUGUGGUGCUGUAUGCCAUCAGUGCGGUUUACUUUGCCGGUGUGAUGGUUCGAUUGAUGCUUACGCUGACCCCGGUCGUUUGCAUUUUGGCAGGAGUUGCCUUUUCCGGAUUGUUGGAAGUGUUCCUGAAGGAGGACGUUGCACCGAAUAAUAAGGAUUCCGAACAGGAGGAGGUUGCCGGCGAGACGAAGAAAAUGUACGAUAAGGCAGGAAACUUGAAGCACCGUCCGAAGCAUGAUAGCUCGGCGCAUGGAGCUCAUGGCGAACAGAAUGCCGGUAUGGGAUCUAAUCUGAAGAGCAUUGUGAUUGUGGCUAUUUUGAUGCUGUUGAUGAUGUUCGCUGUGCAUUGUACGUGGGUGACGUCGAAUGCCUACAGCAGUCCCUCGAUUGUGCUCGCCUUCUACAACAGCAAUGAUGGAACCCGCAACAUCCUGGACGACUUCCGUGAGGCUUACUACUGGCUGUGGCAAAACACUGCUCCGGAUGCCCGUGUCAUGUCCUGGUGGGACUACGGCUAUCAGAUAGCGGGUAUGGCCAAUCGAACUACACUGGUGGACAACAACACGUGGAACAAUAGUCACAUCGCAUUGGUGGGCAAGGCCAUGUCCUCGCCGGAAGACAAGGCCUACGAAAUUAUGACCUCGCUGGACGUCGACUAUGUGCUGGUGAUCUUCGGAGGCGUGAUCGGGUACAGCGGAGACGACAUCAAUAAGUUCCUGUGGAUGGUGCGGAUCGCCGAAGGGGAGCACCCGAAGGACAUCCGCGAGAGCGAUUACUUCACCGAUCGGGGAGAGUUCCGAAUCGAUGCCGAGGGAGCGCCAGCCUUGCUGAACUGUUUGAUGUACAAGUUGAGCUACUACAAAUUCGGCGAGCUGAAACUGGACUACAGAGGUCCAGCCGGGUACGACCGCACCCGAAAUGCCGUCAUCGGUAACAAAGAUUUCGAGCUGACCUAUCUGGAGGAAGCCUAUACGAGCGAGCACUGGUUGGUGCGCAUCUAUCGGGUGAAGAAACCGCACGAAUUCAACCGGCCGUCUCUGAAACAGGACGAACGGGUCGUCCCGGCGGGUGACUUCGUGUCACGCAAGACCUCCAAGCGGAGGAAAGGUCUCAUCAAGAACCGUCCGGUUGUGGUCAAGGGAAAGAGGAACAAGUAAACUCCCAGCAACCUUUUUUUUUUAGUAAUACCUACUACCAACUACUACUACCAACCAUUACUACUAUCGACUGAGCGAGAGAAAGCAAGAGUGGUGUGUCCUUUCGUGUGAUUCUAUAUCUGUUGUACUUCUCUGUAGACAUAUUUCUUGUUUGUUUUUUUACGGAACCACUAUUACUGUGACACACAGCAGGUGGUAGAGGAGGGGAGAAGAGAUCAAUCAAGCAAGACAACCCCUCAAAGUAGGUAAGAAGGAAUAUAGUACGGUUUAACGUUUUCUCAAAUUCCGGGGUCGAAACAACAUCUGCUCUGGAAAGUUAGGGAGAAAGUGUAGAGCAUUUAGUAGGCAUCAGGAUUUCUUCGUUUAAAAGAAGCUAAUUACCUAGUUUCGAUUUCCGGUCGGUUUUUCCUUUCAUAACUCAGUGGAAGGCAUCUUCAAGCGGUAACAUUCGCAUAAUAUGAUGGGGAAGAGAAAGCCAAAUUAUCACCCCUAUUCUGUAUUCCGUUCGAAACAGAUUUCCCAUGCAAAAAGAAAAUCGUAUCGGAAAUCCGUUUCGAACGGAUUAGGGGAUAGGAUCAUAUAUAUAAUAAUCAAAAAUUGGUGAUACACAAACAACUAUUGAUUUACUUUUAUUUUUCUAUGGUUAAAUUGAAAGACCCGACUCUGACGGAAAGGUAGAUUAUAGAAAUAUUACACAAUCGAAUCGCGUUUACCUUAGGUUAAUCACUUAAUCCAAUUUAGAGCGGCGCACCUUUUUGUUUGUUUUGUGGGAUAACAAGACCAAACCGCAUCUGCUGAAGGGAGGAAAUGGUAGAAUGUUUAUCUCAUUUCGUUUGAUUGUUUUACAACCAGUUCUAAUUGUCCAACAGCAACCAAUAGUGGAAAAUCAAUCGAAUCCGAUCGGCAGGCGGCGAGGGAAGGGUCGUGACUUUGCACCGUUUGUUGCACCAUGAACCAUGAUGAGAAUGCUAGGACAGUGUUCUUGAAUACAUUACCAAUAAUAUCACGAUUCCCACAAUGAUACAGAGAUGCAGCAGGCAGCAAAAAUAAAACAAUAGAAUAUCUUGCGUGCAGGAGUGAAUGUGAAGAAAACAUUAUGGAAAUUUAAGCAGUUGCAAAUGGCGAAUCUAAACAAUAGAAAAACACAGUUUCAGUGAAAA